Caenorhabditis remanei is the source of this 1056-nucleotide messenger RNA. RefSeq lists its product as uncharacterized. The transcript has 9 exons. Gene Ontology annotation, cellular component: membrane. The record is from RefSeq and is a predicted model, not a curated record. The coding region runs from base 1 to 1056 and encodes 351 amino acids. NCBI's taxonomy places the organism in Eukaryota, Metazoa, Nematoda, Chromadorea, Rhabditida, Rhabditidae.
AUGCUCAACCAUACGGUAGUUAUGCGUGAGUGUGAAUGUCUUCAUGAGCCAAUUGAAGGCUACGCGGGAAUCGCCAACUUGUUGCUCAUUGUUGUCUCGCUCCCGUUAAUUUCAUUCGUCGGAGUCGUCCUCAACUUCUUCAACAUCUUCAUCUUUUGUGAACAAAAGAACACCGCCGCCAAGUAUUUGACGGCACUCUCAUGCAGUGACGUAGGAGUAUGUAUGGCAGGGAUCUUCGUCAUUUGCUCCGACUCGCUCAGAGCUCACUCAUUCGUCAUUGACCAAGUCUUUGUGUUCCUGCUCCCUAAAAUCAUCCCGUUAGGCCUUUUCUUUCAAAUGCUCAGUGUCUACAUCACAGUACUGGCGGCAUUUGACUGCUUCUAUUCUGUUUACUGUGGUACAAAAUGUGAACCUAAACGAAGCACAUGGGCUCCUAGAGUGUUAGCACUUGUUGUUAUUUCAGUAGCCGCAUAUAAUAUUGUGCAGUUUGGAGAUCUGCAGGCUAUUGAAUGCCUCCACCCAGAUAAUUACACAUUGUUCGAACUAUGCCCAACUGAAAUGCGAAUCAGUGAGACUUAUGUGAUUGUGUAUAAAGGAUAUCUUUAUGCUCUUUCAAUGGCAUUCCUUCCAUUUGUGCUAUUAACUUUUUUGACCGUCUCCAUUAUUGUGAUGCUUCGUCGAAAAAACGAUACAAUGGACAAAGCAGAAAAACAAGAUUGCGAAGAUGAUGGUGGCAAUAAUCCAGUUGUCCUUCUUCUGGUUGUCCUAUUGUUUCUCUGCUGCAAUCUGACAUCACUUCUAGUAAACGUCUUCGAAAUGCUCAAGUUUAAAAUGGCAUUUGAAGCAGAAGCAGUGCUCAUCGAUAUCGGAAACUUUUUGGUCGUUAUCAAUGCAACUGCCAACUUUUUUGUCUACAUGGGCUCGUCAGAAGAGUUUCGGGGAGCAUUUUAUGAUCGAGUUCGGAAGUUAUGGAGACCAAAAUCUACACGUCUUCCCUUGCUUCAUGACCACAGAAUUCGUUUGUUCAAUAGGAACCCGGUGGCGAGUAGUAUUUGA